Molecule: messenger RNA, 1561 nt
Organism: Mucor mucedo
Lineage: Eukaryota; Fungi; Mucoromycota; Mucoromycetes; Mucorales; Mucoraceae
Product: WD40-repeat-containing domain protein
Exons: 13
Coding region: 129-1403 (424 amino acids)
Biological process (GO): autophagosome assembly
Cellular component (GO): autophagosome membrane
Molecular function (GO): protein binding
Source: RefSeq, a predicted model, not a curated record
ACGAGAACUUAAUGACGAACGAGGAGAAAUGUACAAGACUCAAAGUGAAAAUGCGCAGCGUUUAGUCAACUUGAACGAGCAGUUAAGAACACGAGAGGAAAAAGACAAGAAACAAACCGAGCAGUAAUAUGAUAAUUGAAAAUCUAUCCGCUAGCGUAAAAAGUCUUUCUGCCAGAUGUGAUUUACAAGUACACCAAUUACGUGAAAAAGAUGUUACAAUUCAGAUCCUUCAAGAUGAAUUAGCUGCUUUACAACUCGAGAUUCAUACCACAGAAGAAAAGAGUAAGAGACUUGUGCUUGAAAAUCAACAAUUAGUGGAGCGUUGGAUCAAUAAAAUGAACGAGGAAGCCGAAAAGAUGAACGAGGCCACCCAAUUUUAUGAGACUGCGCUGGAACAAGCAAGAGACGCUGCGGAUAAGCAAAAGAGACAAUCGGCUAGAAGACGGGACGGAUCUUCUGCGGAAUCAACAAAAAAUAUACCCUAUUCAUCCAUUGUAUUACCCAAAAAAGUGUAUAAAAAGAUUAAUAUCCACGAAGCAGAGAUUCAUUGUAUUGCUGCAUCUUCCUGUGGAUCCAUGUUUGCUACGGGCGGUGCGGAUAAAAAGAUUAAAUUAUUGGAUGCAAGGACAGGUCAUACAUUACAAACAUUGAAUGGUGCUUUACAAACAAUCACGUCUAUCUCGUUUAAUGCCACGGAUGAAAUGGUUUUGGGAUCCGGGACAGAUAAUGCAACCCGAAUUUGGAGUCUUUCAACACAUCGAUUACGGCAUACAUUGACAGGACAUAUUGGCAAAGUCUAUUCAGCAAAAUUUACCGCUGAUUCAAACAGAGUAGUAUCUGGAAGUCAUGAUCGUACAUUAAAAGUAUGGGAUCUUCAAAGGGGAAGCACUAUUCGAACCAUCUUUACAUUUUCAAGCUGUAACGAUAUUUGUUUAAUGGAUGCCGAUGGACAGACUUUGAUUAGUGGACAUUUGGAUAAUAAUAUUCGGUUAUGGGAUGCUCGAACAGGCGCAGCCAUAAAAGAAUUGACAGGUGUUCAUUCUGGCCAGAUUACUUCAGUUAGCAUGUCACCAGAUGGGAAUUUAUUAUUGACAAACUCGAGAGAUAACACAUUAAAAAUUAUUGAUAUUCGAAUGUACGAUAUCAUCAAAUCAUUCCAGUCGGACACAUAUCGAAAUGGCCUCAAUUGGUCACGAUCUACAUUCAGUCCUGAUGGAAAAUAUGUAGCAGCAGGUUCCACGAGUGGAGGUAUACAUAUCUGGAAUGCCAGAACGGGUAAAGUGGAGAGAGAGAUCUCAGAGCAUAGUUCUGUUGUAUGCGGUGUUGCUUGGAAUCCCAAUGGAGAUUAUUUAUAUUCUGCAGAGAAAAAUAAGGCUGUGUGUAUGUGGGAUACCUCAAAAUAAAAAGAAAUUAUUUCGGCUAGCCAUGACCAAGACAAUAAAUUCCUUUUUCAGGAAACAACCAUCUUAUGUGAAAAAAAAAAGAGAAUAAAAAAUGAAGUGUAUCAAGUGACCCUAUUCAGGGCCUACCGAGGUAUAACAUGUGAAUAUACCCCUUGUUU